AUGGAUGAACAAGAUUAAAAAAAGAGUUAAAAGAGAUUGAAAUAUUAUAGAUGCUUAAUUUUUGGCCUAACCUUUUUUGGUUAUGCCACUCUCCACUGUGCUCGUCAGUCCUGGUCUUUGAUGAAGGCAAAUAUGGAAAGUGAUAGCGAUAUUAGUAGCACUUUCCUUGGUUAUAUGGAUUUCGCUUUUCUCAUGUCAUAUUCUAUUGGUCUCGCAACUUUAGGACAUUAUGGAGAUAGAAUGGAUCUUAAAUACUUCACAACUAUUGGUAUGCUCUGUGCAGUUGUUUGUCUUAUGGUUGUUGGUAUUUUGCAAACUACAGGAGCAGUUGAAGGUACCACAAGAGAAGUUGUUUUUAUCAUCUUUUGGAUUUUGAAUGGGUUGAGCUAAAGUACUGCCAUGCCUGGAUUUGUAGCUGCCAUGGGUAAUUGGUUUGGAAAAAAGAAAAGAGGUUUGAUCAUGGGUUUUUGGAUAGGUACUACUAAUUUUGGAGACAUCAUGGGAUACACUUUAGGUUGUGUGAUGUCUGCAGGAUUGAAUAUUCAAUGGGGCUAUGUACCAAUAGCUUCAGCAACCUUAAUAUUCAUCAUGGUAGUAAACUUAUUCUUAUUUAUGAAACCUUACCCUGAGAAAAUAGGCAUAGAUGCAUAAGCUGAGUGGGGAAGUAUUAUGGAUGAUGAAACAAAAACUGAGCAAUAAGCAUAACAAGAGCUGUUAAAGAAGUUCAACUCAUCGUUAUUUUCCUCUGUAUUUUCUUAAAAGUAACCUUCUAACUUGAGUACUGACUAAGACAGAACACCUGUCAACUUUUUCAAUGCCUGGUUGAUUCCUAAUGUUGCAAUAUAUGCUCUCCUCUUCUCUGGAUUAAAAUCAACUGUUUAUUGCAUCCUCUUUUGGCUUCCCACCUUAUUGAGCACAGGGGGUAAUCACGUUUCUAUGGUCAAUAAAUCUGUUGUUUGUUCUUUGUUCGAUAUUGGCAUCUUCAUUGGUGGAAUGAUCGUCGGUUAAGUAACAGAUAGAAUUCGUAAAAGAGCUGUCCUUAUGGGCCCUUCAAUUCUCUUUUCUGUAGGUUUGAUGAUUGUCUGUCUGAUUCUUAAUACAGAUAGUCCUCUAGCAAACUCUAUUCUUUUCUUUUUUAUUGGUAUAUUCCUAGGAGGUCCAUACAAUGUAUGCCAAUCCGCUAUCAUGAUUGAUCUAGCUAAAUAAAAAGCUUUAAAAAAUUCUGCUGAUGCUUUGUCUACAGUUACUUCAUUAAUAGGUAAAUCAAUUAUUGCAUAGUUAAAUUUGAAAUAAAUUAAUCCUUUAGUUUUUUAAAGCCAUUUAAACAAACAAACAAACAAAUAAAGAAUUAUUUUAAAUUUUAAUAUUUUAUCAUGCUUUAAAUAAACAAUUUAUUUAAUUAAUUUCUUUGAUAACUUAAUUUUAAUAUUUAAAUCUUAAAAGAUGGAACUGGAGCUUGUUUUGCAGCCAUUACUUAACUUGUAGUCCCAUAUGCAGGUGUUGGUAAUGUAUUUUGGGUACUCUUAGGUCUUACUUUAGUUUCCUUAAUCUUACUAUCUCCUUUAACAUUCAAAGAUGUAGCUAGUUUGUUAAGAAGAUAAUAAAGAAAAAAAUAAUAUUACAACGACUUAGAAGUUAAUCCUCGUAAGAUAUUAUUAAAAAAUAGUGAUGAUGAAUAAUCAAUACAAAAUAAAUGAAAAUAUUUUUUAAUAAAAGACCUCUCUCUAACUAAAAAUAUAGAUAGAUAUAUAUACAGAAAUACAUACAUAUAAUUUGAAUUUUAAAGACUAAUUUGCAUAUAUAAUUUUAUUUUACUUCAGUAUUUAAUUUAUAACAAAUUAUACAAAAUAAAUAAAUAAUUAAAAACUAACUAACUAACUAACUUCUAAACUAAAUAUUUGUUUUUUAUAAAUUGUAUCCUAUAAUUGGAUGUAAAUUUUAAUAUAGAUUAAAUAUUCUGUAUACUAUAAAAUCUCAAAAAUUCAAAAAGUAAUAUAUAUUUACCAACCCCUUUAUUUUAUUUUAAAGGGCCAUUUUUUUCAAAAUAAUUUGGGGGUAAGAAGCCUUAAUUAAUGUGGAAUUACGGUAUAUACAAAUCAUAAAUAAGCAAAUCAAAUAAUGAACUAACAAUUAAGAGUUAUUUUAUUUUAUACUUAAAAAAAUAAAGAUAAUAAUUAAUAUUUAUUGAAUGAAAUAUUAAUAACUGAAUUGAUAAAUUAAAAAAAAAAUUAAUACUAUUAUAAAUAUAGUUUUUUACUAUUAUACAAUUUAAUUUGA
Molecule: messenger RNA, 2277 nt
Organism: Tetrahymena thermophila SB210
Lineage: Eukaryota; Ciliophora; Oligohymenophorea; Hymenostomatida; Tetrahymenidae
Product: MFS transporter
Exons: 4
Biological process (GO): transmembrane transport
Cellular component (GO): endoplasmic reticulum membrane
Molecular function (GO): transmembrane transporter activity
Source: RefSeq, a predicted model, not a curated record